This is a messenger RNA of Trichomycterus rosablanca, 1128 nucleotides long. RefSeq names its product serine protease inhibitor Kazal-type 1-like. The transcript has 5 exons. The record is from RefSeq and is a predicted model, not a curated record. Gene Ontology annotation, molecular function: protein binding. Lineage: Eukaryota; Metazoa; Chordata; Actinopteri; Siluriformes; Trichomycteridae. Bases 751 to 999 code for a protein of 82 amino acids.
GUCAUAUGUAUACAUUUAUAGGUUAUAUAAAGCUAGAAAUAAAAUUUAUUAGAAGGAUUUUAAGCCAUGAGUGGCAUCAUGGUAAAGGUAAAGGAGAAAGAGCUACAUAAAGUUCUCAGGAACAAAAAUGCUACAGAACCACAGCAAACAUCUUCAACAUCCCUUUCAGUACAACUGACUCCAUUAUUUACAAGUUGGCAUAAUGAUGGGAACAUCCUGAUAUGGAUAUACUUCUCUGCAAACGCUACUGGGGCAUUACUCGGCAUUAAAGUAAACGUGAAUGGACAGUGUAAUCUCAUUUGCCAAUAAGCCAAAAUUGGAUGUUUUACCAAUAUGAGUUCAAACAUAAACUAGUAAUGGAUUAAAAAGGAACCACAAUGCUACAAAAACGUGAAUUUAAAAGGUCUCAGGUGGCGCAGAUUGUUGCUUUGAUGGAAUAUAAAAUGUUGUUAUUCAAGAAGUUCUAAAAACAUUAAUAGAUUCAAAUCAACCACACUAUUACGUACAUUUACAGAUCAAACACAGUGGAGUCCAUCGAGGUCGACUGCUUCUGUCAUGUUUCAUUCUACAGCACUAUUUCUUUUGUUGCAUGUGAAACACCAUGUUGUCAGGCUGAUAGUUCCAUUUGAUGGUUUUCACAAACAAUGAGGGUUGAGUAAAACGGGCGGAGUUACUUGUCCUGCCUGUAUAAAUAAAAAUCUUCCUGGUACAGUAAAUCAUAACUCUGCUGAAUCUAAAACAGUAUCCACCAUGAAGCUGACCAUCCUGAUCAGUGCAUCUCUUCUGCUUUGUGUUGCUGUCCUCACAGCAGCUGAAGAUGCCCAGCCGAGAGAGGCUGACUGCGAGAAGUUCGCUAAUGAUGUAUGCACACGCGAGUUCAACCCCGUAUGUGGUGAUGACGGCAACACCUACCCAACUGAAUGUGUUCUCUGUAUGGAAAACAGGCUUAAAAACCAGCCAGUUAAGGUGGUAAAAAUGGGACCGUGUGUUGCUGCUUGAACUGCUCAGAGAGAAAGAGGAGCAGAAACAUCACACUGAAUUACUUCUCCUAAGAAAAUGAAAUUAAUAAUUCUGACUUUAUUUUAUUGUAACUUUUAUUCAGAUAUUAAUUAAAAAAAUUAGCAAGUA